Messenger RNA from Tribolium madens (black flour beetle), 4163 nucleotides. RefSeq names its product brain tumor protein (gene brat). The coding region runs from base 156 to 2603 and encodes 815 amino acids. The transcript has 2 exons. Gene Ontology annotation, biological process: negative regulation of translation. Gene Ontology annotation, molecular function: mRNA 3'-UTR binding; protein binding; zinc ion binding. Lineage: Eukaryota; Metazoa; Arthropoda; Insecta; Coleoptera; Tenebrionidae. The record is from RefSeq and is a predicted model, not a curated record.
GACGAGUACGUAUCGCACACCGAUAGUUUGUUUGUUGUUGUGUGCUCAAGUUGUUUCACACUGUAGUUUUUUGUAGUGUGCGCCCCCAGGACUAACUGACAUUCAGGAGGCUCAUAGAUCGCAUGGCGACUACAAGGGAUGACGGGUAAUUAAAGAUGGCAUCUCCGACUCCUUCAAUUGAAUCACUACCACGAGCAAACUCCGUUGGAUCGUUUGGUGACCAAGCCGACUAUUUGUCCCUAUCUCCCCUGGAAGAUUCCCCAUUGUCAGUGAGUGGUUCGUCGCCCCCAGUCAGCGAUUCCGUCGAUCGAGACAGCGACCCCUCUGAGCUCCAUUGCCAGCAGUGCCGCGAGCCUGUGGCCGACCCCAAACUCUUGGCCUGCUUCCACACCUUUUGCAAUCCUUGUCUUGAAAAGAACAAGCUCAUCUGCCCACGGUGCAACUCGGAAUCGAUCGAAGGCAUCCUCAAUAGCUUGCUUUUUAGCUCGGACUCAACGACAGACUCGUUUCAUCCGACGGUCCGUUGCACCGGCUGUAAGACCAAGAAACUAGACGCGGUUGCCCGCUGCGUCGAUUGUGCCAAUUAUCUGUGUCCGAACUGCGUCAUGGCUCAUCAGUUUAUGCACUGCUUCGAAGGCCAUCGAGUCGUCAACCUGAACGAAAUCAAAGAUGAAUCCAAGAACGGCCUGAUCUCGAAUUCCACAAUCACCAAUGGUGAAAAUAAAAACACGGUCUGUCCACGACACAAAGGCGAACUUUUGAAAUAUUUCUGUCGCACUUGUUCGAUUCCAAUAUGCAAAGAGUGUCUGAAUUUAGAACAUCCAGCCGGUAUACACGAAUACGAACAUAUCAGCGAAGCGGCUCCAAAACAAGUCGAAGCGAUCCAACAUGCGGUACAAGAGGCUAAAACUAAAGCCACCGACAUACGCAACAUUCUUAAAAAUGUCGAACACGUAUCCAGUCGCUUGCAGGUGCAAUACCACAAAGCCCAAAACGAAAUCAACGACACGUUCAUGUUCUACCGAUCGAUGUUGGAGGAGCGGAAACAGGAACUUUUGAAAGAACUAGAGAGUGUAUUUUCGGCAAAACAAAUCUCUCUUGGCGUAGCAACACAGAAAGGUCAAGAAACGGUCGAACAGAUUUACAAAACGUGCGAAUUCGUCGAGAGACUGAACAAAUGUGCUACCAUUGUUGAAAUUUUAAUGAUUAGGAAAUUGUUAGAUACGAAAUUGCAAGGCCUUUUGAGUUACAACAUAGAUCAGAGCGUGCAAUCAGCAUGCGAACUGGAAUUUGUCUCGAAUUAUCAAGCGAUCCAAGUGGGCGUCCGUAACACAUUUGGUUACGUCCGAUCGAAUUCUGAAGCCGUGGUGGGACCUAGCAAGCAACCACCUAUUGCCCGUCCCACCGGCGGUUCCAGCUCCAGCGGCAGCAGCGUCAAUGGCAGUUCGGGGAGUCUAAACGGCGGCAUCCACUGCCCGUUUACCAUUUCCGGCUCCAGCCAAUCAACCUCUCCAUUUGAAUCAAACAUAAUCAGCAAAAGAUUCAGCAGUGCCAAUAGUUUGGGACCGUUUUCAACGACAAUCGGUGAUUUGAAUCUCAACGGUAUCAACCCUUACGAAAAAUGGUCGAAUGGUGGUACCGACACAAUGUUCCAAAACGGCAGCAGCGAUCCCUAUUCGUUAACGAGCACCGGUCAUAGCGAUCCCAUGCUCGAUCUCACAUCGAAAUUGAUGUCCACGGCGAUAUUUCCCCCGAAAUCUCAAAUCAAACGCCAAAAGAUGAUCUACCAUUGCAAGUUUGGCGAGUUUGGCGUGAUGGAAGGUCAAUUUACUGAACCGAGCGGCGUUGCGGUCAACGCUCAAAACGACAUUAUUGUCGCCGACACGAAUAAUCAUCGAAUCCAGAUUUUUGACAAAGAAGGCCGCUUUAAGUUCCAAUUCGGCGAGUGUGGUAAACGCGACGGCCAACUUCUCUACCCGAAUCGCGUCGCCGUUGUGCGUACCUCAGGCGACAUCAUCGUCACAGAGCGUUCGCCCACGCACCAGAUCCAAAUCUACAACCAAUACGGACAGUUUGUGCGAAAAUUCGGCGCCAACAUCCUACAGCAUCCACGCGGUGUUACCGUUGAUAACAAGGGCCGCAUUGUCGUCGUCGAGUGUAAAGUGAUGCGUGUGAUUAUCUUCGAUCAAACCGGGACUGUUUUGCAAAAGUUUGGCUGUUCGAAGCACUUGGAGUUUCCGAACGGCGUCGUCGUCAACGACAAACAGGAGAUCUUUAUCAGCGAUAAUCGUGCUCACUGCGUCAAGGUGUUCAGUUACGAGGGUGUUUAUCUGCGACAAAUCGGUGGCGAAGGCAUCACUAACUACCCGAUAGGUGUCGGUAUCAAUGCCAAUGGCGAGAUUCUGAUCGCCGAUAACCACAACAACUUUAACUUGACCAUCUUCACCCAAGACGGACAACUAGUAUCUGCGUUAGAGAGCAAAGUGAAGCACGCCCAAUGUUUCGAUGUUGCGUUGAUGGACGACGGCUCCGUAGUAUUGGCCAGUAAGGAUUACCGUCUGUACAUCUAUCGCUAUGUGCAGGUGCCCCCCAUUGGUCUGUAGACGGAGCGAGAUCGUCACGAGACAGGGUCUCCAGCAGCCGUUCCCGACACUUUUUGUUGAUGCAUUUUUGAACGAAGCGUUCGGAUUGCUGGUCUGUUAUUACUAUUUGUAUUUAUCAAUUUAUAAAUUUAAAGUUUGUCCAAAAUUGUAACGAUGUGCAGUCGUCGUCAUAGUUUUGUAUUGUACUUCACAAUGUUGAUAUUUUUUAUUGAUAGUAUGUACGAUAUUUGACGAUGCGUUUGAGACAGGAAGCCUGCCUGCUCCUUCAGGGAGCGCGGCCCGUCACCCGUGUUGAAUGACCAAUUCUAUCACUAAUUCAAAACAGGGAUAUUAUAAUUCACAUUUUAGAAAUGUUAAAGAAUAAUAAACCAAGCAGCAUAGCGGUGCCUGGGCCAUUGUUGUAUUUAAGUCGAGCAUCAAUUUCCGAUACGAUAUGAUGAUCUAUUUUAAUAUGCGUGUAUGAUGUUGUGUAUGUCCUUAGUAUAGCGCGUUGUUGUUUGCGGGAUGCCGCGUUGUUAGCGACCCUAGUCACCCACGAACUGUACUUGUAACAGUUUUUUUUUCUUUUAAUAUUAUUAUUGAUUAUUUUUUAUUAUAUCCCCUCCUUUUUGUAUGUUUUUUUUUUGUAUUAUUAUUAUUGUCUUUACUAUUACUGUGCUUUGUUCGACACCGUAGCGUGCCGUGCCCCCAACUUCCAGUCGCUCGGGCGUUGUUUAUUUUUAGUUUUGUUAUGAUUUAUAAAUAGUGGUAUUAUUACACCAUAUCUCUUAAGUUAGAAAAAACUACAUAGGAAGAAAUUGCAACUCUCCCUGUGGUGCAUGCAAUAUACUUCACACCAUCCUUCAUUAUUAUUUUUUUUUUUAAUUAUUAUAUGAGUUAGUUGUAGCAGUAGAAUAUAUUUGUUUGUUGAUGCUGCCGAGUUUAAGAUAGUGACGCUGGCCGCACGAGCAUGCGUGCGGUCGCGAAUCGCGGACGCUGCCGCCGCCGCAGGCGCGCCCUACAAGACUAUUUACUUAGUAGCUAGGGUUUUAUUUUAGUUAGAAAUGGUGAGGGCGAGCGGGCGGAUGGCGUCGUAGUCGUCGCCGUAUUUCUCUUUAUAAUUUUCUCUUUCUCUCUAUUUGAUCGCGAUUCCCCUCGCCCGCUCCGCCUCGUUGCGUAUUAUUAUUUAUAUUAUUAUUAUAUUGUUGUUUUUUGAAACCGGAGGCGAUGAUCGCAGAACACGGGGGCUGAGCGAUCUCAAUCCCACAUUUUACCAGCAGUCCCGUGACUUGCGCCGCGCCGUCACUCGUCUGGUCGCCGAAAUGUUGUCUCUUGGUGUCUCACCGACAAGUGUUAUAUAUGUUGUUUUUAAUGUCUUGUUCAGAGUACGCUCUAUUUUUUCUAUUGUUCCUGAGACGUCCUUGGCGAGGCACCUUGAGAAUAAACCGGCGCGGAUGACCCGACCAGGAUGGCUACGGCGCCCCAAUGUAUUACUAGAAUUUUUUUAAACUUGUUGUUAUUAUUAUUAUCUUAAUUUUAAUGGUAAAAUUGUUCUUAAAUUAAAUGUACAUUGUUUUGUUU